AUGGGCCCAAGCCCCACCAAUUACCCUCAAGGGCCCAGCCCCCACCAACUGCACCCCACAACUGUACCACAAGCCCAGCCCCCUUCAAAGCACACAUAUGUGCCCUGCCCCCACCCAAGUGCAUGCAUGGGCCCAGGACACCCCCUUCAUGGGCUCAGAACACCCCCAGCUGCACCAACGGGCCCAGCUACCCCCAACCCCAGCCAGACCCUAACUCCGACAUCAGUGUCAUUUACUCUCAUAGUUUUAAAUACCUCCUACAUACCGAAGACCCCCAAAUUUAUAUCUCUAGUCUUAAUCCAGUCCCCCAUCAAAGUGUACCCACUGGCCCAACCCCCACCCAACUACACCCACAGGCCCAGUGCCCCCCAAUGCACCCAUGGGGCCAGUCCCUACCAAAGUACCCCAAUGGGCCCAGCCCCUCCUGAAGUACCCCAAGGGACCAGUCCCAACCCAAAGUACACCCACAGACCAAGCCUCCCUCAAAGUACACCCAAGGACACAACCUCCCCAAAGUACACCCAAGGGCUCAGCCCCUACACAACUGCAACCAUGAGCCAAGCCCCCACAGAAGUGCAGCCAGGAGCUCAGACCCUGCCAAUUGCACCCACAGGCCCAGCACCCCAAAAAGUGCACCUAUGGGUCCAGCACCCGCCCAACUGCACCGACAAGCCCAGCUCCCACCAGCUUGUUCCUACGGACCCAUUCCUCCGAAAGUGGACCCAUGGUCCAAGGCCUCCGAAGUGCGCCCACGAACCCAGCCCCACCCCAUCUGCACCCACAAGGCCAGCCCCCACCAUAAUGUUUAUAUGA
Molecule: messenger RNA, 813 nt
Organism: Cynocephalus volans (Philippine flying lemur)
Lineage: Eukaryota; Metazoa; Chordata; Mammalia; Dermoptera; Cynocephalidae
Exons: 1
Coding region: 1-813 (270 amino acids)
Source: RefSeq, a predicted model, not a curated record